This is a messenger RNA of Rotaria sp. Silwood1, 942 nucleotides long. The record is from the annotation of a GenBank genome assembly. Lineage: Eukaryota; Metazoa; Rotifera; Eurotatoria; Philodinida; Philodinidae.
AUGCAUCGCUUUACUGAUAUAGAAUCAACUCCAAAACGACUUACACCAGUAUAUGGAUACUUAGCGCAUCAACUCUUACCUCUACAGAAAGCUCUCGAACCAGUUUCGGCUCAGAUCAAUCAACUGGAUCGUUUUAGUAAAAUAGCUAAAAAUGAAUGUCACUUUCCUUCUGAACAUGGCCUUACUCGAGAUGAAUCAGCUGCUGUGUUUCUCUAUACAAUGGAAUGGGGUGAGGAUAGUUUAUACCAAGUAGUUAAUCGUGCACUGCGUGCUGAAGAUCGAUCAUCAUUAAAGCCAUGGUUUGCUUACCUUAAGCUAUUUGAUACAGCUGUACAAAAAUUACCUACUGUUCGAAAGAAUCUAUGGCGUGGUGUUGCAAAAGAUAUAGCGAAGAACUUCAAAAAAGGAGAUGAGUUCACUUGGUGGACCAUUAGUUCAUGUUCAACUUCAGUUAAUACCAUUAAAGACUUUCUCGGAUCUAAUUCAACUUUAUUCUUGAUCGAAGCUGUGAGUGCAAAAGAUAUUUCAGGAUACACCAAUUUUCCAAGUGAGAGUGAAGUAAUUCUUUGUCCAGGCACUCGUCUUCGUGUUGUCAGUGAUCCUCUUGAUCAACCACCUAUGCAUAUAGUCCAUUUACAAGAAGUUAUUGAUGAAAACGAAGACCAACUCACAAGCAACUUCCAGGCUAUGGGAGUGACAUCUUUAAAAACUGAAUCUAUCCCUUCAACAAAACCUGUUCUGUCUUCAUAUAUUCAAGUCGUUACUGAUAAAUCUGGAAACAGAUAUGAAACAGCAAUUCAUAUAUUAUACAGGCUUAUUUACUGUUGCAGAGUUAGAUACCCAAAUAACACGCAGUUACAGAAUAAUGGUGAAGGAGAAUUGAAAGAGGGUAAAAGGCAUGAUUUUGAGAAAAUUGUUGUUCAUCUUAAGAUGGAAAAUUAA